Neogale vison (American mink) is the source of this 1885-nucleotide messenger RNA. It is a transcript of the gene RDM1, whose product is annotated as RAD52 motif containing 1. Gene Ontology annotation, molecular function: RNA binding. Bases 757 to 1629 code for a protein of 290 amino acids. Gene Ontology annotation, cellular component: nucleolus. The transcript is spliced from 7 exons. The record is from RefSeq and is a predicted model, not a curated record. NCBI's taxonomy places the organism in Eukaryota, Metazoa, Chordata, Mammalia, Carnivora, Mustelidae.
AUGAAGUUCAUAUUUGUAGAAUAAUAAAAUGGAAUAGAUUUUAUGAAAAAAAAAUUAAACCCUGAUUAUCCUUUUCUUGUUUUGCCAAGGACUAGUGAAAACUUCUUCACAGACCAGAACCAGUCUGGAGACCAUUGUUUAGAAACCUCAGGAGAUGUUUUGUAAGGUCCGUUCCAGCUCAGGCAUUCUAGGAUUAAAAUACGGAUCUUUAGGGCCUAGUUUCCCUUUCAGGGUGUUAGUCCUCAAAAUAGCUCACUGGGGGCUUAGGAGAGCCCUUUUGCAAGAGCACUAUGAACUCCAGUGUUGAUGCCCUACUUGGACUCACUCUUUGAUUUUUCCGAAUUUAUCUCUCCUUCUCACACUGCCUGCCAAACCUUCCACAUCCUCUCAUCCCAACUAACACACUUACCCAAAAAUUAUGUAGGAAAAUCAGGGAACACCUUUCAAGGAUUUCGAAGCCGGCUGCUCUAAAGAUAUUCGCACCCUAGGAUCCUGUAAGCUCACCCUUUGGUCUCUCCCCUAAAAAUACACUUGAGUAGAAGCACUACACCCCACCACUUUUAAGUGGCGGAGCUGCGGGAGGGAAAAGAGACUCAGAGACCUGUCCAGAGUGGGAGGGGCCAGAGAGAGGUCCGGGAACCGCCCCCGCUCCUUCUCGGCUCAGCUGGCCCCGAAGCUCGUACGAGCCCCCCUUUUUUUUUAAAAAAGCGCGGGCGCGCCUUGCGCAGGCGCAGUGCCGCUUGAACGUACCCGCGCAUGCGCAGUGGUAGUAGGAUGGCGGAGUUGGUGUUUUUUGCCGUUCCCACCGAAAGUGACAAAACCUUGCUGGUGUGGGAACUGAGUUCUGGACCCACGGCCGAGGACUUGCAUCAUUCUCUGUUCACAGUAUUCUCCCAGUUUGGCCUUCUGUACUCGGUCCGAGUCUUCCCAAAUGCUGCAGUGGCCCGUCCUGGUUUCUAUGCCAUCAUCAAGUUUUAUUCAGCAAGGGAUGCUCACAGAGCUCAAAAGGCAUGCCACGGGAAGCAUCUUUUCCAGAAUUCUCCAGUGAAGGUUCGUCUUGGCACGAGACAUAAAGCGGUUCAACAUCAGGCCCUUGCCCUAAACAGCUCCCAGUGCCAAGAAUUGGCAAAUUAUUAUUUUGGUUUCAACGGGUGGUCAAAAAGGAUCAUCAAGCUUCAGGAUCUUUCUGACCUCGAAGAAAGAGAAAAUGAAGAUACUGCAGUACCACUUCAGAAGCAGAGCCUGAAAUUCUUCUGUGCCUUAGAAGUGGUGUUGCCAUUCUUUGAGUGCAGGAGUCCUGGAGUCGGCAUGGCCGAGGAGCCUUUGGAGAAGUUGGAGGAAGGGCCAUUAUCAUUUCUGAUGAAAAGGAAAACUACCCAGAAGCUUGCUAUUCAGAAGGCUGUGUCAGAUGCAUUCCAGAAACUGGUGAUUGUGGUUUUAGAAAGUGGUAAAAUAGCUGUGGAAUAUAGACCCUGUGAAGAGAUUACAGAUGCCAGAACCGAAGAGGAGCUACAGGAUUUAAUUCAAAUCAGCUACUUUUCUUGGAAGCAGGAUGGCCAAGGGGAGGAAGAAUGUCUCUCGGACUUAAGCUUUGAAGAGGAUGAGUUCAAACAGCCAGAACUGGACUAGCAUUUUUAAUUUCCCAGGAUGCCAGGUCCUGUGGCUUCCUUGGGAAACUGUCCACCCCUCCCCCCCACUCCCCGGUCUCCCCUGCCUCCCGCCCAGAGCUGCUGGAGUCCGUGGCCAUCCUGCCUCGCUGUGAGCAUCAGGAGGUAGCUUUGCCCUUUGUAGAGGGAAGGGAGGCUUGGGCCCCCGUGAUUCUGGAAAAGGGCCUCGCUCCGACCGGCGCGGUGCCCACCUGAGCCCAGCUAAUAAAGGUGGCGUA